Messenger RNA from Sphaerulina musiva SO2202, 2430 nucleotides. RefSeq names its product methylenetetrahydrofolate reduct. The record is from RefSeq and is a predicted model, not a curated record. Lineage: Eukaryota; Fungi; Ascomycota; Dothideomycetes; Mycosphaerellales; Mycosphaerellaceae. Gene Ontology annotation, biological process: tetrahydrofolate interconversion. Gene Ontology annotation, cellular component: cytosol. The transcript is spliced from 3 exons. Gene Ontology annotation, molecular function: FAD binding; methylenetetrahydrofolate reductase [NAD(P)H] activity. The coding region runs from base 261 to 2186 and encodes 641 amino acids.
CCACUACCUCCUACUCCUCCCUCCGCUCGACCAUCAUGCACACCGUGUGCUAAUCAACUCGGCGGAAUGUCAUUAUACAACGGAAACUACGGCGAAUUGGUCGAUUUCAAGGCAUACUCCAGGAAGAACUAGACUUUCCGACUUGCCAUCACACCCGCCACCACAAUCCACGACAUCCACUCUCACUCUCCACCUUCCGCCAACCCAACACGAAACUACCGAUAUAACGCUUCGUCGACACCGAGCACUCGAAGAUCACCAUGCACAUCACCGAAAAACUCCGGCAGGCUCACAGCAAGGGCCAGGCGACAUGCUCGUUCGAGUACUUCCCGCCAAAGACGGCACAGGGUGUGCAGAACCUGUACGACCGUAUGGACAUGAUGCACGGGCUCGGCCCAGCUUUCAUUGAUGUGACAUGGGGCGCUGGUGGCCGGCACUCGUCUCUGACCUGUGAAAUGGUCAAGGUGGCGCAGACUGCCUAUGGCCUGGAGACAUGCAUGCAUCUGACCUGUACAGACAUGGAGCGGAGCAAGAUCGAUGAUGCGUUGAAGGAAGCUUACAAAGCUGGCUGCACCAACAUUCUGGCCCUCAGAGGUGACCCGCCCAGAGAGCAGGAGAAGUGGGAGGCUACCGAGGGCGGAUUCAGAUACGCCAAGGACUUGAUUGUCCACAUCAAGAAGACAUAUGGUGACCAUUUUGACAUUGGUAUCGCAGGCUACCCAGAGGGACUGGAUGAGACUUGCGGAGCAGAUGAGCAUAUCAUAUAUCUGAAGGAAAAGGUGGAAGCUGGCGGCACUUUCAUCGUGGCUCAGAUGUGCUACGAUGCAGACAUCUUCAUUGAUUGGGUGAAGAAGUGUCGCGCUGCUGGCAUUCCGGAAACUGUGCCGAUCAUCCCAGGCAUUAUGCCAAUCUCCACCUACGCAGCUUUUCUGAGGCGAGCAAACUGGACAAAGGCGCAUGUUCCACCACAUUGGAUGGAGGCACUAGAGCCCAUCAAAAAUGACGAUGCCGCUGUAAGGGAAGUCGGACGUGACCUGAUCGUCGAGUUCUGCCAGAAGCUGCUUGACUUUGGUCUGAUGCACCUGCACUUCUACACCAUGAAUCUAGCACAGGCUGUCACAAUGGUGCUCGAAAAGCUGGAUUUGCUACCGCCUGCGGAAAGUCCUCAUCCAGAUCUCAAGCCUCUUCCAUGGCGGCAAUCUCUCGGUCUCAAUCGACGAGAAGAGAAUGUGCGACCGAUCUUUUGGCGAAACCGAAAUCGCGCAUACGUUGCACGUACGCAGGACUGGGAUGAGUUCCCGAACGGCCGCUGGGGAGAUAGCAGAUCUCCCGCCUUUGGCGGCUUGGAUGAGUACGGCAUUGGCUUGAAGGGCACCAAUGAGCAGAAUCGCAAGAUCUGGGGUGAGCCCAAAUCGAUGCAGGAUAUUGUCAAUCUCUUCGUAGGCUACAUGCGAGGCAAGGUUGAAUCGUUGCCAUGGUCCGAGGCCAAGAUCAACGACGAGGCAAAUACUCUCGUUGACGAUCUUGUCAAGUUGAACAGUCGUGGUCUGCUCACUAUCAACUCCCAGCCUGCGGUAGAUGGCGUCAAAUCCUCGCACCCGACCUAUGGCUGGGGUCCACGAAACGGCUAUGUGUACCAGAAGCAGUAUCUCGAAGUGCUCAUCUCGCCGACCUUGAUCGACACUGUCAUUUCUCGUAUGGAUCGCGAUCCUGACAUCACCUACUAUGCUGUCAACUGCACCGGCGAGCUGAAGACAAACGCGCCUACCGAUGGUGGUCCAAACGCCGUCACUUGGGGAGUGUUCCCAGGCAAGGAAAUCGUGCAGCCCACCAUCGUAGAGACCGUAUCUUUCCUCGCAUGGAGAGAUGAGUUUUAUCAUCUGGGUCUGGAGUGGAGCAAAUGCUACGACGAAGGCAGCGAGAGUCGCAAGAUCAUCCGCGAGAUUACUCAGAAUUGGUACCUGGUCAAUAUUGUGCACAAUGACUUCCGCCAGCAGCAAGGCAUAUUCCCUAUUUUCGAUGGGCUCCAAGCACCCGGUCUCCAGGACAUCGCUGAGGUCCCCGGUGUCAAUGGACAUGCCGAUACCAAUGGCGAUUUACCGGAGACAAACGGCGUACCUGAUGGCAACAACGCUGUCAAUGGCGCAGACAAAGCUGCCAGCUCCAACAGCGCGCAGAACAAUUAGAAUAUAGACGACAAGAGAGGCGGGGACAUCUACACCUUAACGUGAUAACGAAAAGAUGGAUUUAGCGAGGCGUUCAACCGGGCAGCACGGCUUCUUCAACAAGGAGACCAGUGAGAAAAGUGCUUUCUCUCCAUGAUGAUGGCGUUGGAAUCUGAAGCAUUUUGAUACCCCAUUCAACCGGGCGGGACAGGGACGGAGACUCUGUAUUGUUUGGUAAUACAACACUCGAUGAGUGCAAUUUGCG